UCGUGCCAUCGGCGUUACAAUCCGUGAAACGAGCCGGCGUAUGCCUUAGCUAUUGUAAUUAACAGUUUUGAAGGUACUGGCUCUAAAGAUGGUGGAAUUUGAGGCUGGGGAUAUUACAGAAGAGGAGGCUGCCCUGUAUGACAGACAGAUCCGUCUUUGGGGACUGAAUGCACAGCACAGGCUGCGCUCCGCCCGCGUGCUCCUGGUCCACGCCGGCGGUCUGGGCGCCGAGGUGGCCAAGAACCUGAUCCUGGCUGGCGUCAAGUCGUUGACCCUGAUGGACUCGGCCGAGGUCACAACCGCAGACGCCGCCUGCCAGUUCUUCGUGCCCACCGACCAGCUGGGUGCCAAUCGUGCCGAGGCGUCCCUGGAGCGCGCCCAGCGACUGAACCCGAUGGUGGCGGUCAGGGCGCUGACGACACCGGCCGCCGAGCUGACCCAGGAGGAGGUCAGCCGCUACGACGUGGUGGUGGCCACCGGCUGCCCGGACGCCGAGCUGGAGCGGCUGAACGCGCUCUGCCGGCGCUGCGGCCUGCUCUUCUUCGCCGGCGACGUGUACGGCUUCUACGGCUUCAUGUUCGCCGACCUGGGCCUCCACGAGUUUGUUGAGGAGAUACCGUUGCCGGCGCGAAAGCCGGGGGAGCCGGAGCACAAGCGUCAGCGCUCAGAUGUGGAGUGUCGCACCGUGAAGCGCAGCUUGCAGUUCCGUCCGAUAGAUGUCGCACUCAGCAUUGACUGGACCACCGCUGAGCGGCAACAAACCUUGAAAAGAACCUCCAGUAUCUUUUUCGUCAUCCGUGUGCUGCAGGCGUUCCGGGCGGAACAGGGCCGCCGGCCUCUGCCGGGCAGCGCCGCCGCCGACGCCGCCCACUUGCUGCGGCUGCGCUCAGACGUGGCCGGCCGGCUGGGCGUGCCGGCCGACAAGAUCGGCGAUGAGUUCACCAGCCUGUGUCUGGGCGAGCUGAGCCCCGCCUGUGCCGUGGUGGGAGGCGUUCUCGCUCAGGAGGUCAUCAAGGCGCUCAGCCAGAAAGACAAGCCACUCAACAACUUCUUUCUCUUCAACGGCCGCAACAGCGAAGGCGUCGUGGAGAACAUCACAGCCUAGUACGAGUCUUCCUCUCAUUCAUCUGCUUAGGUUCUGAUCGGCCUGUCGCCCGACCGCCAAGCAACAUGCCCAUUUUAUCACAAUACACUGUCAGACAUUCUA
Molecule: messenger RNA, 1207 nt
Organism: Pollicipes pollicipes
Lineage: Eukaryota; Metazoa; Arthropoda; Thecostraca; Pollicipedomorpha; Pollicipedidae
Gene: Aos1
Product: SUMO1 activating enzyme subunit 1
Exons: 7
Coding region: 89-1105 (338 amino acids)
Biological process (GO): protein sumoylation
Cellular component (GO): SUMO activating enzyme complex; cytoplasm
Molecular function (GO): SUMO activating enzyme activity
Source: RefSeq, a predicted model, not a curated record